AUGAGCGCCAAGGAUCCAGGAAGUCCGCUGUUGCCCGGCGAGCAAGGCAGCUGCUUCGUGAUCGCCAACGACGAAAGAGUGGUCCUACACAUCGGUGCCCACAGCACAGUGGCACUUGGGCCGUCUGCGCACCAGAUCCAGAAAGUGAGGAAGAAAGCAGCCAGAACAUUUGAAGAGGCGUUCUCAUCUUCAGAUUGUGUGCAGGUCGUAGCCCAGAAAUGUAAGAGACGGAGUUCCUCGGAGAGCACCUCUUGUGGGUCCCUGGUGGACGACUCUUGCGAGAAGCCGGACUCCUCCGACCUGUCCCGCUCGAUUUCGCCGGCGUGA
This is a messenger RNA of Symbiodinium sp. CCMP2456, 327 nucleotides long. The record is from the annotation of a GenBank genome assembly. NCBI's taxonomy places the organism in Eukaryota, Dinophyceae, Suessiales, Symbiodiniaceae.